AUGGUAAAAACUAUUAAUGAAGAAGAAUGCACAAGCAGGAGAGGCUCAGCAGUUGCCAGCAGUAGCUACAGAGCUCCAAAUGAUGUUGUCCACCAGAGAGUCGGAGACACUUUGACCUCCGCAGCUAUCGCUGAACGCCUGGGCCACACCCACAUGGGAAUGGAGAGGCUGCGGGAGGCCUGUGUGGUUUAAAUUUACUAAGAAUGGAGAAUGAAGAACAAUGAAGGAUUUUAUGGAAACACAGACCUUGCCAACCUCUGCCUUGGCAAAUCAAGCCCAAAGUCCCAGUAUCAAUACAUGAAGUUCCACUCUGAAUUUGUCUACCCAAGUAUGCAGUAUUUAGCAGAUGCUGUGAGGGAAGGAAAAAACCAAAUUCAAUCAAUAUAUGGUACUUCAGAAAAAGAUUGUUUUAAGGCCUUGAACAGUUCAGAGGAACAACAGCAAAGAUUCUCCAAUGCCAUGGAGGAUGCUUGGAAUCUUUAUGGUGAGGAAGUAAUGUCUGCAUUGGAUCUUUCUUGUUUCCAUGUUGUUUGUGAUUUGGGGGGUGAUGCCUUUGUGAAAAAAUAUGUUUCAUUGUACCCAAAUUCUACUGUGACCAUUUUUGACCUACCUGAAGUGGUGGAAAGAGCUAAGUGUUUUGUGUCCUCAGAGGAUCACCGGAUUACUUUUCAGAGUGGUAAUUUUUUUAAUGAUCCAGUUCCUGAAGCUGAUCUUUAUAUCUUGGCUAGAAUUCUUAAUACCUGGGAUGAUGAAAAGUGUUUGUCUCUACUAACUAAACUACAUAAGGCUUGUAAGCCUGGUGGUGGUGUCUUUGUAGUGGGCACAGUUCUCAAUGAAGAUAGAAGUGGGCCUUGGGAAGCCCACAUCUACUCCAUACUGAUGCUGCUUCAUGCUGAAGGAAAAGAACGGACCCCAUCUGAAUACAAUGCACUCCUUGGUGCAGCUGGCUUCAAGGACAUGCAGUUCAAGAAAAGAAGAGUAUUUGAUGUUAUUUUUGGAAGAAAAUAA
Molecule: messenger RNA, 1008 nt
Organism: Sceloporus undulatus (fence lizard)
Lineage: Eukaryota; Metazoa; Chordata; Lepidosauria; Squamata; Phrynosomatidae
Product: acetylserotonin O-methyltransferase-like
Exons: 8
Biological process (GO): methylation; melatonin biosynthetic process
Molecular function (GO): acetylserotonin O-methyltransferase activity
Source: RefSeq, a predicted model, not a curated record